UUGUGCCUCGAUGUCAGGAUAGCUGUGUCACGAUAGACUUACAUAAUCGAGGUUGUAUAAUGGCAGACACACAGAAGAGAAGAUUAUUCAUUGGAGGUUUGCAUCAUGAUCUCAAAGAAAAGGAUCUGAGGGAGCGUUUUGCAAGACAUGGAACCAUCUCAUCUUUAGAAAUUAAGACCAAGAAAGAUUCAUUAGGUACCCCACUCAAGACAUUUGCCCAUAUGGACAUCAUUCUCACAGAAAAUGAAAUGAAGAAAUGUAUGAGUAUAUAUAACAACACAAAAUGGAAUGGGAACACUAUGCAGAUACAGUUAGCCAAGGAGAGUUUUCUUACAAGAUUGGAGCAAGAGAGAGCAGCAGCGUGUUCAGAGAUCAAAGAAGAUUUGAUUGUAAGACCAAAGGAAAAAUCACCUCAUCAAGCUGCUGCUGAGAAGAGAUUAAAAGAAAACUUUGAUAAGGCUGGAGUCAGUGAGUUUGUUGUGAAAGGAAAAGUUCCAGGCACACAGAUUGAAGGAGAGAAGAACUGGAUUGUUGGGAAGUAUGGCCGUGUCUUACCUGUGGUAUACGUUCGUAGAAAAGAUAAACAGAAGGUUGUUUGUUGCGAUCCCUCUAAAUUUAGCCAUCACCUGAAGAAGUUCAAGAAAGAUGACAAAGUGGAUGAAGGAAUUGAAAUGCCCAAAAUUGAACAAUUGACUUGGGACAUCCCAGAGAUUCACUCAGAGGUUUCUAAGAAAAGGAAAGGAAUCUUCUCACAGGAAAGACCUCUUAAGUUAGAUAGAAAGAAAGUGAAGGGUGAUAUCACUUUGAAGAUAGAUUUGCUUCCUUCUAACAUGUUGCCAGAAUAUAAGGUCAAAAGCUCUAAUUUAAGCCAAAGUGACAGUGACUAUGAUGACAUAGAUGAAGAUGCUGUUACAUCUAUUCCCUCCAUUGAUGGACAUAUCCAGAAUAUUAGAGGUAGUAAAGAACAACCAACUGAUUUUGAGAUUGUUAGAGAUGGUACAUCCCACAUAUCAUUGAGCUUAAGAACAAAUAGCUCUUUGUUUGAUUCUAAGCCUGGAUAUGAUUCAGAUGAUAGGGAGUCUGUUGAUACUGAUGAACUCUGUACCUUGAUAAGAUCUACAAAGAACUCUUCUACAGUUCAAACAAAUGGAGACUUGAACAAAAAAGAGACAUCCAAAACUCUAUUGCCUACAGAAGAUCAGGUUGCCAGAACUAUAGCAGUGAAAAGAGCGAAUCAAACCAAAGAGGAAGAGAAGGGAGGAGGAGGAAGCAAUAGAAAUGAAUGUGAAAAUAUGGGCAUUUUAAGAGUUCAUGAAUCCUUAGAAGUAGGCGAAAGUGACUCUGAAAAUGAAGAAGAAGACAGCAGUUUGAAUAGUGACUAUGCUUCUAAUGAUGAAUUGCAUAAAGAUAGUGAUGAGGAUGAGAAGAACAGUGAUGAAGAUGUUAUAGAUGAUGGCCAUGUACCUUCAUUGAACUUUGAACCUCUCAUUCUGGAUCGGUCAUAUCUCCAAGGUCAUAAAAACACCAAAGUUCUUUCAAAACAUCACAUAGAGGAUGAGGAGGACAGUAGUGGUGACAAAGAAGAGGAGAAUGUCCAUGAGAGUGAUGCUGGAGAGGAGGGGUCUGCUUCUCAAGAUAAUGUAGAUGAUGUCAGUGAAGAGGAGGAGGAAAUGUUAGGUAGCCCAAUAGCUAGAUUUGACUUUGAGCCUCUUAUCCUGGACAGGGAAGCCAUCAGAAUGAGCAUGGGUGUAGAAACAAAAGGAGAUCAAACUAAUAUAGGAUGCCACACAGAAGAUGAGAAACUUGGUUCAGAUGACAAUGAAACCAAUGAUAACAGUGAUGAGGAGGAGAGUAGUAGUGGGAGUAGUAUUGAAAGCAGUGAUGAUGAGGAAGAUGCUCCUGAAGAUGUUAACAAUUCAGAUUCUGAUGACAGUUCUGAUGGAGUAUCUAUCAAACAAAUCAAUAAAUCAACAGAUCAAGAGGUUAAAUCAAACAUUUUUCUUGAGGUAGAAACUUCGGCCACAAAACAAGAAGUAACAAAGUCCCGAACAGGGUUAGAGCAGAAGAAUGAUAAACUAAAUCAGGCUAUGUAUGACAAAUCCGGACGGUUAUUAUCAAAAGCUGCAAAGAAGAAACUAGCCAGAGAGGAAGCUGAGAAACAGAAGCAAGCCAAUGAAAGAAGAUUGGAGUCCAUGAAACAACAACAGAGGGCCUUGUUGGAUCGGCAAGGUGCUAUCAAAGGAGCUUUGUCUUCUGUGGAUGACAAAGAGAAGAAACAAGGAAAGCACAUAACAUUUGAUUCUGAUGAUGGAGAGUCUGAGAGUGAUACAGGGUUAAAUGAUGAAACCAAUUUUGCUGGACAUAAAAUACAGAGCAGUACUUCACUCUUUGAAAGUGAUGAUGAUGAUGAAUCUGAUGAUGAUGAGGAGGAGGAGGAUUCACUCCCAGAGAACAGGGUCAGGAAGAUGUGGGAGGAUGGUGAUGAUGAAGAUGAUGACGGAGUAGAUGAUGAGAGAUUUAAGAUUAAGCCUCAAUAUGAAGGUGAAGCUGGUCAGAAGCUGAUUCAAAUGGAAGCAAGGUAUGGAGGUGACACCCGUUUUAAACUAGAUUCAAGAUUUCUCGAUAGAAAAGAUGAAAAUGCAGGAUCUGGUUUUGAAGGAGAAGGCAAUGAAGAUGGUGAAGAUGACCUAUCAAGUGACCUACAGGAAGAGAAACGUAGAUCUUUAGCCAUUCUGCAGAAUUUAUUGGGGACACCAGUCGUUACAUCAUCUAAAGCUGUGGAGCCUAAUUUCAAAGAUCCAUCUCAACUCCACUAUGAUCCAAGCAGAGAUGAACAUAGCAAGUAUGAGCUUCAAGAAGAUGAUCUUGAAGAUGAAAGUGAUGCCAAGAAAUUAGAAGAAGAUAUGCGUAAAGAGAAGAGAAAGAUGGAUGAAGAGAGAUCUAAGUUACCUGAAGUCUCUAAGGAGAAAUUCUUCCAAGUUAGUAGUAAUCUCAAAGAUGCUUUUAGUGCAGGAGGGAUGGAAGAGAAUGGAGAUGGAGGAGGAACUUUUACAUUCUUUGGAGGAGAUAAUUCAGAUAUCGAAGAUGAACUUUCCCGACCUGAGAAUGAUGAAGAUCUCACUGCAGGCCUUGCUUCAUCAUUGUUCCCUUCAAAGAGGUUCAAAUACGAUAGCAGUGAUGAGGAAGAUGAUGAUGAUGAUGAAGUUAUGGACAUUGAUCCAAAGGAGGUAAAAUCUACAGAAACUGUGAAAGAAGAAGAAUCAAAGGGCAUGUCUGUUCCACAAGCAUUCUUCUUUCUACCAAAUGACCCUAGACUUACAGUUGGAUCCCAGAAGUUUUGUCGACCUAAAGACCAAGCUACUAUGAUGACAACCUGGCAAGAAAUGAAAUCUCAGCUGCAAAAUGAUUUCCGCAAGAGACAUCAGAAAGCUGUACGGGAUCAAAAGACAUCAAAGAAAUGGCAGAAGAAACCAGCAAAGAGUAAAAAAUUAUGAUUAAUAUGAUGUAUGGAUGUGCAAUCUGAAAUCUUGUGAUAUUUGUGAACGUAUGGAGUCUUGUUAGCGUUACUUUCAAUCAUCAAUGACUUAAAACGUGAAUGAAUUCGAAUUUGGAAAAGUCAAUCUUUAAUCCUUCAUACAUCUUUUAUUAUUUCUAGAAUGGACUUAAGAAUAACAAAUUUGCUAGAUGUCAAAUAAUUCAGUUUUGUUAAUUAAGCGAAAUUGUGACUUAAAGUUCAAAAUAUAGUUUUUCUUCAAUAUUAAAACAGAGAAGCAAUGAAAUAUGUACUCUUUGUCUGGAUGUAAAACAUAUCAUGCUAUAAUAUGGAAAAUAAUUGACAAGAAAAGCAGAUUUCAUUGCAAUCAAAUAAUUCAAUUUACUGCUAAGAUUAUUAAUUGCACCAGAAUUACAUUGCUGACAUUGGAAAUAUUGCGCAAGAGUUGAUAUUGAUAUAUAAUGGAAUGCAUAUGGACACACAUGACAAUUAAAAGAUUGCAUCAUUUCAUUCAAUGACCUUUAUAAGGGAAAGCACUGCUUUUGCAGCGCUCCAUCUUGCAGAAAAUUUUGGUAUAAGUUUAGGCAUUUGUAGCGAUCUGCUAUUGGAGGUCGAUUGUAAGGGAGGAAGCCAGUGAGCAAAGUUUGACAUUCUCAUCAAUCCUUUAGGAAGACCGAGUGCUUUCUCGUCUUUUGUGAAGACUUCAAAAGCUCCAAUGCUUGUUGGUAGGUGUUUUAUCACUGACCAGGUAAAAGGUGGCACUCUCUUUAAUUCUCUCAAUUUGGAACCUUUUUUAUCGUCCCAGAGUGCCAAAUUGGGGCACAAUAUUCUACUACGAUUCGAUUCAGAUCAUUUAUAAGUAAUCUGAAUUCUCCCUGAAUUCGAAGAAUGUACACCCUUUUGAAUGCUCGUUUGGCCAUUUCAUUUACUUGACUGGACCAUUUUAGAUCAUUUUGAAUAAGUACUAAUAAUUUCACAACUGUUGCCUCACUUAGCUUAUAAUCACCAAGCGUAUGUAUUGUGUAAUUACAUCAGAAUGCAUAAAGUGGAAAUUCAUUACUACGCAUUUACGGGGUCUAACUUCAUGUUAUUCUGAUUUGUCCACUGUUCAAGUUCACUUACGCUGUGCUUAUUUACUCAUGGUUCAAUAUAUCAGAGCAUGAUUUGACCAAGUUGACUUAAAUUCAGAGCUGUCUAGUAAUGGAGGGAUACAAGGUUUUUUUAUCAGAAUAUCAAGGUACAUGUACAGUUGUGCUCAAGAGUAAGUGAAUCCUCCACAAAAUACACUCCUUCAUGUAGACAACAACACUACAAUGUUCUGUGAGCCCAGAGAAACAAACUUGAUUGAAUGUAAUAUCACCUGACUUCACA
Molecule: messenger RNA, 4864 nt
Organism: Lytechinus variegatus (green sea urchin)
Lineage: Eukaryota; Metazoa; Echinodermata; Echinoidea; Temnopleuroida; Toxopneustidae
Gene: nol8
Product: nucleolar protein 8-like
Exons: 15
Coding region: 60-3494 (1144 amino acids)
Molecular function (GO): RNA binding
Source: RefSeq, a predicted model, not a curated record